Molecule: messenger RNA, 591 nt
Organism: Aspergillus udagawae
Lineage: Eukaryota; Fungi; Ascomycota; Eurotiomycetes; Eurotiales; Aspergillaceae
Product: FAD-dependent oxidoreductase
Exons: 2
Coding region: 1-591 (196 amino acids)
Molecular function (GO): FAD binding
Source: RefSeq, a predicted model, not a curated record
AUGAUAUCCAACUUCCGUGUCAUCAUUGUAGGCGGCGGCGUGGCCGGGCUUACAGCUUCCCAUGCCCUCCAGAAGGCAGGAAUCGAUCAUGUUGUGCUUGAAAGAUCAAAAGAAGUGGCUCCCCCAGUUGGGGCCAGUAUUGCCAUCUACCCGCAGGGAGCACGCAUUUUAUCCCAGAUCGGGUGCCUUGAGACGGCGAAGGCGGCCUGUCGCCCCUGCGAGCGAUUCAUCACCAGGGGACCCGAUGGAAAGGUCUGGAUCAAUAGUGACUUUUUCAGGAAUGUUCAAGCCAACCAUGGACAGGACAUUCUCCUCCUCGAAAGGAGGGAAUUCUUGCAAAUUCUGUACGAUUGCCUCCCCAACAAGUCUUUCAUUAAACUCGGAUGCAGAGUCCGUGAUGUGACUCAGGAUAGCAACGGGGUCGAAGUGAUCCUCGACGACGGGACGGUCGAACGAGGCGACAUGGUGCUGGGCUGCGACGGCGUGCACAGCCUGGUUAAACAGAGAAUGUGGGACCUGGCCAACCAGAAGAUCCCGCGGGUUAUCACGGCGCAGGAGAAGACCUCGAUGGUCCCAGGUGGAAAUGUCUAG